AUGGAGCCUGAGGAGAACGUUGUUGCAACUGCUCUUGACACUGUAAAAUCUGCUGCUUUAACUCCCACCGAACACCUGCUGUUGAAACGAUUCUUGGAUAAGGCCCGAGACCCAAGCUGUGCAGCUAUAUACCUACUGCGAAAGGUGGAAGAGAACCCAAACCGCAGUGUUGAAGCAAGCCUACGGGAAUUCAAGAAAGACUGGAGGCGAUUGGUUACUAAAUUCACAAAACAAGAGGAUAUACCAUUACCAUCGCAAUGUUUCCUAAAAAGCCGGGAUAUGCAGAAUUGCUGUUGCAUGGUCAACCGUCGUGGACGUCUCGCUGCGAAUGCAACAUUUAAUGUUGAACCUGCAUGGAUUAUACCCCCUUCAAUCUUCCAUGACGAUGAAUUGGCGUAUGAAAGCCCAAUGCUUUCAAUUUUGGAAGCCUUCUUAACCCCUGAUGUAGUUCGUUGGCUACGGGGCAUUCUAGAAAGUUGUACCGAGCCAAAGAAUGCACUACAGAAUCUUUUGCUCCUGUCACCCUCGGUCCAGUCCGCUUUUCGAGAAGGUAAUCUAGAGAUUACGAGGGGGUUAGGCCCUGGUCCACCGAAGAAGAUAGAGGCAGAUGCGAAAAGCGUUCAUUAUCUGGCGAUCACCCUUGCACCCGGAGAACGCACUGAUCUUACCCUUAGCAAUGGAGAGCCUUUGAAAGGCGGUCCCCAUAUGUUCACAAUGUACACCCAAGAUCCUUCAUUAUACCCCUUGCCUAGUGAGGAGUUACUCCAGAUACAUUCCAAGAUUGCUACUGCAUUGCAUCUUUUUUCUGUUGAAGAUGAUAUUUCUCUCGGCUGGCCGCGAUCGCCUUACAUUUCUCUAAGCAAGACAGUCAGCCAAUAUAUUCGCAGCUGCUGGCACUUUGUCCCCAAACCAAUCCGGGUAUGGUGCUACCUUUUCCUAGCCCAGAUCAACAAACGAUUCUAUCCGCACCGUAGUUCGAUAGUACAGCAACUUCCACUCGGACUAUACAUGAAGCACUGUCACCGGGCUCGAUAUAACGAAGUAAAAGCGCUUCAAAUUGUUGAACAGCACACAUCAAUACCCGCCCCGCUAUUUAUAGACACAUUCGAACAUCAGGGAAAAGUAAUGCUGGUAAUGACUCGGGUGAGAGGCCAGCAAUUGCAGGAGGUAUUCCACCGGCUAUCGUAUCCGGAACGCACACAGCUCUCGGCGGACCUGCGAUCAGCCAUCAAACAGCUCCGAGAAAUCCCAAACACCACUCCUCACCGCUUUGCUAAUGUUCUAGGCGGUCCACUUCUAGACGUGCGCCUACCGGACUCUCACGACCGGGCCCGUGGGCCCUUUGACAACGAGUCGGAUUUCCACGACGCGCUGAUCCACAAGUUUAUUUCUGCCGAGACGAAACAGGCUGUUGCUCACGUUCACUCCCAAUCGUACCGGUCGUUCUUCUCCCAUGCUGAUUUGAACUUUUAUAAUAUCAUUAUUGAGCGCGGGAAGUUGUCUGGUAUCGUGGACUGGGAGUGUGCGGGAUAUUAUCCUGAAUACUGGGAGUUUACGAAGGGGAUAUACAUUAUAGAGGGAGCAGCGGAUAGGGAGAAGAUUAUACGAGAUGCGUUUCCGGAUGAAGAUUACCGGGAUGAGCUUGAGGCUGAAAAGGUUUUGUGGUUCGCAGCGCCACCCUGGGUCUAG
Messenger RNA from Trichophyton rubrum CBS 118892, 1689 nucleotides. RefSeq lists its product as uncharacterized. Bases 1 to 1689 code for a protein of 562 amino acids. NCBI's taxonomy places the organism in Eukaryota, Fungi, Ascomycota, Eurotiomycetes, Onygenales, Arthrodermataceae. The transcript has 5 exons. The record is from RefSeq and is a predicted model, not a curated record.